Messenger RNA from Brachypodium distachyon (stiff brome), 1920 nucleotides. RefSeq names its product tetra-peptide repeat homeobox protein 1. The record is from RefSeq and is a predicted model, not a curated record. The coding region runs from base 1 to 1863 and encodes 620 amino acids. Lineage: Eukaryota; Viridiplantae; Streptophyta; Magnoliopsida; Poales; Poaceae. The transcript has a single exon.
AUGAGAUCUCUCUGCUACGUGACUUUCCUGGCCAUCUUGUCCAUCACAGACGUGCAGUUAUGUGCAUCGGUGCGCCUCUUGGCUGAAAGUCCAAAUGGUUCGCCACCACUUCCUCAUGCCGUUCUGCCGGUGAACAUCCCUCACGAGGUUCCGGGGAACCUACCAGGUGCACCUCUGCCACUUCCUGUCGCCGAAAGGCCGGCAAACAUUCCUCGCGAAAUUCCAGGGAACCUACCCGGUGCACUGACGGCGCUUCCUACUGUCGGCGGACCGACCGACAUCCCCGUGCAUAUCCCUCACGAAAUUCUGAGGGCCGCUGAAAGGACGGCAAACAUCCCGACCAACCUCCCCGAGAAAAUUCCGGGGAACCUGCCAGGUGCGCCACCGCUGCUUCAUCCUGACAUCCCGGCCAACCUCCCGGUGAACAUCCCCGACAAAAUUCCGGGGAACUUGCCACGUGCACCACCGCUGCUUCAUCCCGACAUCCCGCCCAAUCUCCCCGACAAAAUUCCGGCGAACUUGCCAAGUGCGCCACCGCUGCUUCAUCCUGACAUCCCGCCCAACCUCCCCGUGAACCUCCCCGACAAAAUUCCGGGGAACCUUCCAGGUGCAUCUCCGCCGCUUCCUCCUGCCGGCCUACCAGUGAAUAUUUCAACCAACCCACCCGUGAAUAUUCCUAACAAAAACCCAGGGAACCUACCAAGUGCACCGCCAGUACCAUUUCCUCCCGCUAGCCUGCCGGCGAACAUCUCGGCCAACCUCCCGGCGAACAUCCCUGACAAAAAUCUAGGGGACCAACCAGGUGCACCACCAUCGCUUUCUUCCGCUGUUCUACUGCCGAACAUCCCAGCAAAUCUCUCUCUGAACAUCACUAACAAAAUUCCAGAGAACCUGUCAGGUGCACUGCCGCCGCUCAGCUUGCCGGCUAACCUACCCGUGAACAUCUCGGGCAAUAUUUCGGGGAACCUGGCAAGUGCACCGAUGCCGCUUCACCCCACUAGCUUGCCUGCAAACAUCUCGGGCAACAUUUCAGGGAACCUGCCAAGUGCACCGGCGCCGCUUCGUCCCACUAGCUUGCCUGCAAACAUCUCGCGCAACCUCCCUGUGAACAUUUCAAACAACAUUCCAGGGAACUUCCAUGUGAACAUCUCGGGCAACAUUUCGGGGAACCUUACAGGUGCAUCGAUGGCGCUUCCUCCUGCUAGCCUCCCGGCACACAUCUCGGACAACAUUCCGGGGAACCUCCCCAUCAAUAUCUCAGGCAACAUUUCUGGGAACAUUUCGGGGAACCUACCAGGUGCGUCAGCGCCGCUUCCUCCCACCGUCCUGCCGGCGAACAUCCCAGGCAACCUCCCUAUGAACAUCUCCGACAACAUUCCAGGGAACCUCCCCGCAAACCUUCCAGGGAACGUACCGGUAAACCUCCCUGCCAACGUGCCGCCUGGGAUGCUUGCCAAUGUGCCACCAGGGAUGUUAGCCAAUGUGCCACCAGAGAUGCUUGCCAACCUCCCCGCCAAUGUGACACCAGAGAUGUUGUCCAAGAUCCCACCUGAGGCGUGGGCCAACGUUCCACCAGGCCAGCUACCUCCGAACGUGACACCAGAUAUGCUUGUCACCCUUGCCGCCAUGAAGCAGCAGCAGCCUGCUGCUGCCGGGGGUGGUGAGAAAGGUGUUGCAGCAGCGGCAGCAGCCGGCCUGCCGCUCCCCAAGAUGCCGGACUUCUCGGGGCUGGCGAAAAUCUCGUUCCCGCCGAUGCCGUCAGCAACUUUGCCAAAGGUGCCACAGAACUUCACGUUCUUUGGAUUCGACGUGGAGAUCCCCAAGUUUAUCAACAAGAUGGUUAACGGGCACAGCGAAUCCUGAAGCUAGGGAAGCAACGAUUGACGGUGAGGUCUUCUUUUUGUCUGGUGGUGCAUGCAU